UAUAGGCUAAAACGGUGUCGCAGAGAAUGGUCUUAUCUGGUUAAGGAAAGAGUCUUCACUUGGGAGGAAGUGACGAUCGAAAUCUGGUGAACCAACCAUGUCGUGGUUUGCAAGGACAAUCGCAAACUCACUCAGACUCGACGACGACGACGACGAUAAAGACAAUGGCGCUGACCUAAAAUCCCCUCCCAACAAACCCGAUUCGGAACCCCUUCAACCCGAUUCCGCCGCAUCCACUCCCAGCCCCACCGCGCGCGGCGUCAAAGAGGAUUUCUCCGAGCUCACCAAAUCGUUUUCCCGCCAAAUCUGGGGCGUUGCCUCCUUCCUCGCCCCGCCGCCCGAUCCCCAACCGGAGAGUCCCGCCUCCGUUCCCAAAAAUCCUGCCGACGAAGAAGAAGACGUCAUCGCCGGAAUCAGAAACGAUUUCGCCGAGAUUAGCGGCAAGUUCAAGAGCGGGAUCUCCAAAAUUUCUGGCAAUAAGACGGUAUCCGAAUUCACCAAGAUCGCCUCGAGUUUCCUUCAACUCGGAUCCGACGAGGAAUACGAUCUCGACGGCGUUGUCGGAGUUACCGAGGACGUGGUGGGCUUCGCCAGAAGCAUUGCGUUGCAUCCAGAAACUUGGUUGGACUUUCCUCUCCCCGACGAUGCCGAUUCUGAUGAUUUUGAUUUGUCCGAUGCGCAACAUGAACACGCUCUUGCUGUUGAACAUCUGGCACCGAGCUUGGCUGCUCUUAGAAUGGAACUGUGUCCCGGAUACAUGAGCGAUGGUAGCUUUUGGAAGAUUUAUUUUGUACUCGUGCACCCUAGACUCAGCAAAAGUGAUGCUGUUAUUUUGUCCACUCCGCAGAUAAUGGAAGCAAGAGCAAUGUUAACCCAUGUUUUAGCCAAAAGAAGUAAGGAAAAGAAAGAAACUGACUUAUCUGUGGGAGACAAUAUUCCCUUGAAAGAGGAGGAACAGCAUCUCUUUGUGCCAAGCAAUGCUCAACCUGACUCAGCACCUCUUCAGACAUCUGUCGCUGUGUCUGAUGUAGUUGAAGCAGUCCCAUCUGUAGUUGAGUCUGAAGUUGAGACGGAGAAACAUCCCACUCAAAGUGCUGUUACACAGGUUAUUGACAAGUCUGUGGUUAAAGAAGCACCUGUAAAUCUAACUGCGGAACAAUCAUCAUCUGGCUCAACAAAUAGAUUUUUGGAUGAUGAGGAUGAUGCUGAUGAUUGGUUGAAAGAGGAUACUUCUGAAAUGGUUGGUCCCAGUGGAACUUCUGUUGAAACUGGUAAUGAUGAGGACGUGUCAUUCAGUGAUCUUGAGGAUGAUGAUGGUGAUGUACAUGCAAGUUAUAAAAAAACUAGAUCGGGUUCUGACUCCUCAACAAAAGACUCUCGAGAUUGGGUUCAGUUAGGCAGAAGUUCGCCUAACUCUGAUAAGGAUAUAAACUCUGUUGAAAGCAAACAUGCUGGCUCUGAGCAUUCAAGUGCUCGUAAUUCUGUGACCAAGGAUUCCAAUGAUUGGCUCAACGUUGAUGACAUUGAUGUAAUUUGAUACUGCCUUGGAACAUGUCCCAGAGGUAAGUUUAUUCAUAUAAUUCUCUUAUUAUAUCUUGUGAAUAUCUGCAUAUAGUCUGUGUACGCCACGAUUAACUUCUGAAGACUGUGUUUGUGUAAAUAAAACCAGUCUCCACUGGGCAUUGUGCGAUGUAUGGUUAAUUAUUGCACCGUACAUAACUAAAUCUUCUAUUUGACAUCCGAAUCCCAAGUUA
Cajanus cajan (pigeon pea) is the source of this 1754-nucleotide messenger RNA. RefSeq names its product BSD domain-containing protein. The record is from RefSeq and is a predicted model, not a curated record. Lineage: Eukaryota; Viridiplantae; Streptophyta; Magnoliopsida; Fabales; Fabaceae.